Messenger RNA from Blepharisma stoltei, 462 nucleotides. The record is from the annotation of a GenBank genome assembly. NCBI's taxonomy places the organism in Eukaryota, Ciliophora, Heterotrichea, Heterotrichida, Blepharismidae.
AUGGAAAACGACUCAAACGCCAUAGGCAUCGAUAGACAAGCAGAACUGCCAGAACCGCUAACUUUGAAUGCUUCAUUUAAGCAAGCUUCUUCUUUAUACCCAUGUCCCCAUUGCAUUUUAUCCUUCGGGUCGCAUAGAGAGCUUGGGUAUCACAUUAAUGAAAAGUCUAUAGACAUGACAAAAAAAGAAGAGAAAGGAAUCGAAAACCAGCUGGACUCAAGCCUUGAUGAAUCAGAAAUAGAAUCAUCUGGAAGCAUGAAAUACGCAUGUGAAGAAUGCCAAAGAAGCUUUAUUUCUUAUAGAGGUCUCAAGCAGCAUAAUGGGAAAAUGCAUGACCUAGGGAAAAAGCCUUUCGCAUGUGACUAUUGUGGAAAAAAAUUUAAAAUAAAAUACGCACUGAGUACUCAUAUGAAAACCUGCAACCAAAUUAUUCGUAAGUAUCAAAAUGUCAAAUUCAGAUAG